GAACGGUCAAGUACUGCUGGCUUGACGAUGUCGCCCCAUCAUUCCAUUUGAAUCUCGCACGUGAUUUCAUGCUCUUCACGUAGGAAAGGCUUCUUAAGAAGAAGCCCUCGAGGGACAUGCCAAACCACCAUCUCUUCACCUCUCCAAACUACCCCCUACCGCCCAUCACCAAACAACACUCUCCCACAAUGGGCUCUAUCCCAGCCAGCGGGUCGUCAGACCCAUGUAAGAUGUUGCGAGUCGACGGCAGUCGCAUCGUCAAUGCUGCCGGCGAGACUGUCAUCCUCAAAGGCGCAGGUGUAGGCGGCUGUCUCAACAUGGAGAACUUCAUCACAGGCUACGCAGGCCAUGAACACGAGCACCGCGCCCAGAUGGCAGAGGUCCUCGGCGAGGCAAGGUCACAGUUCUUCUUCGACCGCCUCAUUCACCAUUUCUUCUCGGACGACGAUGCUGCCUACUUUGCCUCCCUUGGGCUCAACUGCAUCCGCAUCCCCAUCAACCACCGCCACUUUAUGGACGACAUGAACCCCAGCACCAUCAGGCCCGAGGGUUUCAAGCUUGUAGACCGUAUCGUCGACGUCUGUGCAAAGCACAACCUCUACACCAUCCUGGAUCUGCACACUGUGCCCGGAGGCCAGAACCAGGACUGGCACUCUGACUCUGGUCUUUCGCGCGCCAUGUUCUGGGAGUUCAAGGACCUGCAGGACCGCGCCAUCCAGCUGUGGGAGGCCCUCGCGGAGCACUACAAGGGCAACCCGUAUGUGGCAGGCUACAAUCCCCUCAACGAACCCGCAGAUCCCUACAAGGCCACCAAUGGACACCACGGUGCGCGCCUCGUGGCGUGGUACGAACGCUGCGAGAGGGCCAUACGCGCCAUCGACCCGGAUCACAUCUUGUUCGUGGAUGGAAACACGUACGCCAUGGACUUUCGCGCUUUCCCCGAAAAGACACUCCCCAACACCGUCUACGCCAUCCAUGACUACUCCAUGCUUGGAUUCCCCAUCAGCGAGCAGUACGAGGGCACGGACGCGCAGAACAAGGCGCUACGCCAGCAGCUCGACCGCAAGGUAGAGUACAUGCGCAGCAAGAACGUGCCCGUCUGGAACGGCGAGUUUGGCCCCGUGUACGCCAGCGCGCAGAACGCAGGCAGCGAGAUGGAGGCAGCGGCCAUCAACGCCAAGCGCAUCGGCCUACUUCGCGCGCAGCUCAAGAACUAUGCCGCGGACAGCAUCAGCUGGUCCAUCUGGCUGUACAAGGACAUUGGGUACCAGGGCAUGGUGUACGUGGACCCCUCGUCGCCGUACAUGAAGCUCAUCCAGCCCUUUGUCGACAAGAAGCAGGCUCUGGGGCUCGACUUUUGGGGCGUCGUCAACAAGGAGGGCGUCAAGCACCUAUACGAGCCCUUUGUCAACGGACUGCGCGAGACGGUGCCCGAGCCGUUUCGCAACAAAAAGUACCCCAAGAUCUGGAACUUUGACCGCCAUGUCGAGCGUGUCGUGCGCGAGUGCCUGAUGAGCGAGUACGCCGGCUGGGAGCUGGCGGAGCUGUUCAGGGGGAAGACGGAGGAGGAGCUCGAGGAGCUAGCGGCCAGCUUUGCGUUCAAGAACUGCAAGGGGAGGGAGCAGCUCAACGAGACGUUGAGGCUGGACGCUGCGGGUAAAUUGUAAAGAUAGUACGUGUGCCAAUUUGACGUGAAGAGUUGCAAGCUCGCUAUCAUACCUGUACCAACCUCCUGUAGUGCUGUCUAAGUAUUCGUUCCACGGUGGGCAAUAUCCGUUUCGAACAAGCCUCGCAAUUGCAAUGAUACGUAGAACCGACCGUGUCGAAGUGAAGAAGCGGGAGCUUUGCCUCGCGGGAUAGCGACACGGUCGUCUCAAUGAUUUGGAAGCGCAGGCGCGUCAUGCAAGGUCUUGGGCUGGAAUCGAGGCGACAGGGCCUCACAGUAAGCCGUGGCUGUGCCUGUGGCGUUUGGACCCCUGCAGGUAGCCGCUGCUUAGUCAUUGAGGGGUCCAAGAAACGCCCCGAAAUCCGGUGCUUUGGAAUCAAGCUCUCCACUCUAAUUUUCCUCUGCAAGACAGUGGCGGCCCUCGGCGCUGGCUCGGUCAGCGCAUCACGUCACGACU
Messenger RNA from Emericellopsis atlantica, 2123 nucleotides. RefSeq names its product glycoside hydrolase superfamily. The coding region runs from base 117 to 1667 and encodes 516 amino acids. Lineage: Eukaryota; Fungi; Ascomycota; Sordariomycetes; Hypocreales; Bionectriaceae. Gene Ontology annotation, biological process: glucan catabolic process. Gene Ontology annotation, cellular component: extracellular region; cell surface. The record is from RefSeq and is a predicted model, not a curated record. Gene Ontology annotation, molecular function: beta-glucosidase activity. The transcript has a single exon.